AGGAUGGCCAGAUGGGUGUUGUGCCGCGGCCGCCUGGACGGCGUUCGCCGUAAGUAGGCAUCCUGACCGAUCACCUGAUCCGUGUACGGUGGAUGGCCGUAUGCGCGUAGCGCGCACGGUCGGUAAUAGACUCAUCAUCUUCUCAGCGACAUACAUGGCUUGACAGCGCCUCCGCCUUUCUCUCUCCCACCACCGUCCCGCACGGCAGAGCCAGCGCCCGGGUGCACGUUCUGGACCCAAGACUAUACACCUCGAUCGCCCGUGACCAAGCAUACCGCAAUUGCGAUGUCGGCGGUGGGCGAUAAGGAACCUGUCGAGCGCAUUCGCGAGAGAAUUGACCUGGAGAUUGCCCAGCUGCGGGAUAGCGUGCAAGUUCUCGUCGCCCGGCGAAACGAGCUCGCACCUGUCCUCCGCUUGCCCGUCGAACUCCUAUCCGAGAUCUUCGUCCUCAACGUCGCCACCCAUUCUCCGGAAGACCUACGCUGGACCCAGGUUGCGUAUGUCUGCCAGUACUGGCGGAGUGUCGCCUUGCAGACGCCCCGGUUAUGGACGUGUAUCAACUUCAAAACCGAGCCCUGGGUGGCGUUGCAGCUCGAACGCUCGAAGACCAUGCCCCUCGUGGCUCACGUUGACCUCCGCGCGCGACAAUUUGCCUCCAAGUGCGAGGGUUUCGGACUGCUGGCCAGAAGCAUGGGUCGCGUGCGACAACUGUCCAUCUCCUCUGGCGAGAUGCGUGGGACGGUACACAAGCUGUGGCGACACAUGACAUACCCUGCGCCCCUCCUCGAAUCAUUCGUCUUUCACAACCCAUCCCAGAGCAGGGCUGGACCCACGUCUCAUGUACCGACGCAACUAUUCCGCGGAGAGUGUCCGUCGCUCAAGUACGUCGAGCUUCGCCAGUGUACUUGGUGCUGGGCCACAACCCUCUUUACGCAUACCGUCACACACCUUACGCUCGAUGGAGCCACGUCCAAAUGCCGCCUCGAGCUCAUGCCCAACCUCGAGUGGCUCGACCUCGAUCACAUCACUCCCGAGGUACCAUGGUUCUUCAUCCCCAACGUGGACGUAGGGCAGUUUGUCCACCUCCCAUGCCUCAAAUUUCUGCGCAUUGAUGCGCUGGCGUUGAACUGCGCCAUCCUGCUGUACCACAUCUCGUUCCCCAUGGACACGCAACUCGUCUUGUACUGCGACGCGUUCCGCCGUCUGGACGAGUUCAUGGCCGUAGGACACGCGAUUGCAGUGAAGCACCGUCGGGGGGAGGCCAUGGGCAUCCAAGACCUCAGGCUGAAGAGCUUCACGUUCGUGCCGCACGACCAAGCAUUGGAGCUGUUCACGUGGAGGGAAGCGUACUCUGCCGACGAGCUGUACGACGCAGCGCGGAAGCGGCGAUGCGAUGCAGCGGUCCGCGUACUCCUGCGGUGGGACGGCCGUGAGCCUGACUUCAGCGUCGCGAGCCUGCUCGUCCGUGCCUUCUACAUUCCCGAGUAUGUCUCGCUCACAGGCCAGGCGUGGAUCGAGCUCUUCAGCGGGAUGAAGAGCGUGAGCUCGGUCUGGGUGCAGGGCCGUUCGGCCACGCACUUGCCGGACGCCCUGCGGAGAGAGAACUGCUCUCAAUGCCGCGCCGACAUCACUGGCGAGAUGCUCGCCGGCGACCCCCUCCGACAACAUACGCGCGUGCCCUCGCUCUUCCCCCUCCUACACACGUUGAUCCUGGAAGAAGUCGAUUUCACUGGCGACACUUGCCCGGAUGCGUGUUUCUUCUGGCAGCUGCAGGACGUGGUGCUCGAGCGUUCCAAGCACGCGGGCAAGCUCAAGCUCAUCGUCCAUCGCUGCCGCAACUUUAUCGUCGAGCAGAUGCAGGAUCUGCGCAUGGUAGGCGCGGACGUGACUUGGAAUGGGGAGGAGAUCCUCGACUUCGACCUGCGUGACGUCGACAGCGACGACUCGGAGGAGGACUACGAGGACUUUUAUGACAGACCCUACUCUGAGGACGACUCCGACGACGAAUAAUACACGAGGUUGUCUUCGUGCUCAUGCGUACCUUUGCACGGGACCGUUUAUUGAUAUGUCCGCUUUACGUUAUCCGUACAAGUGCUACUUAAUGGCUCUGUACUAAUAGUGUGCCCCUUCGUCGUGUAUCGGUACAUACUUGGAUCGCUUUCGUCGCAUGUGCUUUGCCGGUUGCACUUUCGUCUUCAUGUACUACGGUGAUAUAUGUGUCCUUCUAUUCCGCAAUCGUCGUUACUGGGCUGUUCCGAUGUCUUGCUAAUUUUCCGUAGACAUGUACAGCCAAAACUAGGGAAAAAGUAGUGAACCUUGCGCAUCC
Molecule: messenger RNA, 2326 nt
Organism: Fomitopsis serialis
Lineage: Eukaryota; Fungi; Basidiomycota; Agaricomycetes; Polyporales; Fomitopsidaceae
Exons: 4
Coding region: 286-2010 (574 amino acids)
Molecular function (GO): protein binding
Source: RefSeq, a predicted model, not a curated record